AAAGGAGAAAGGCGGAUCUCCUCUACCGAGAAGCGGGCUGCUGCUCACGCGUGGGACCGCUCUGGCGAGUAACCAUGUCGCUUCUUCCUGUUCGUCUUCUUCUUCCGGCCUAAUAAAAAGAAAGAAAGAGAGAAACGCGGUGCAAUGGUGGCGGCGGAGCUGGUGCAGGAGCAUCUGCGCGGCGCGGAUGCCGCCUCGCCACCUGGCCGCAUCAAGUUGGAGGACGAGGCGGCGAGCCUCGGAUGCGCAACCGGUGAGGCCAAGGAGCCGGCGGCGGACGAAGGCGAUGCGAUGCUGCCGGACGGAGGAGAAAAAGAGCCGAUGAAGGAGAUGCAGCACUUGGAGACCAAGCUGUACUGGCACCGCUUCUUGGUUCUGGCCGUGUUCAGCCUCUACUCGCUCGUCAACGCCUUCCAGUGGAUCCAGUACGGCAUAUUGGCCAACGUGUUCAUGCACUUCUACCGGGUGGACAACGACAAGGUGGACUGGCUGUCCAUCGUCUUCAUGCUGGCCUACGUGCCGCUCAUCUUCCCGGCCACCUGGCUCCUGGACCGCCGCGGGUUGCGCCUCACCGCGCUGCUCGGCUCCGGCCUCAACUGCGCCGGCGCCUGGCUCAAGUGCGCCAGCGUGGGCCGGGAGCUGUACGCCGUCACCAUGGCGGCGCAGACGGUGUGCGCCGUGGCGCAGAUCUUCAUCCUCGGCCUGCCGUCGCGCGUCGCCUCCGUGUGGUUCGGAACCAAGGAGGUGUCCACCGCCUGCGCCACCGCCGUGCUGGGGAACCAGUUGGGCGUGGCCAUCGGGUUCCUGUUGCCGCCGGUCUUGGUUCCCAACACGCCCGACGACGUGGAGCUGACGGCCCACAACAUCAGCGUCAUGUUCUACGGCACUGCCGCCGUUUCCACUGUGCUCUUUGUCUUGACCAUCAUAGUCAUGAAGGACCGGCCGCCGCUCCCGCCCAGCCAGGCCCAGGCCGUCCUGCCCGACGGACCCUCUGAGGACUACUCCUACCGGCGCUCCAUGGUCAACUUGAUGAAGAACAAAGCCUUCAUCCUGCUGCUCCUCAGCUACGGCAUAACGACAGGCUCUUUCUACUCGGUGUCGACCAUCCUCAACCAGAUGAUCAUGGCGUGCUACAAGAAUGAAGAGUUGAACGCGGGGAGGAUCGGGCUGACGUUGGUGGUGGCUGGCAUGGUGGGCUCCAUUCUCUGUGGCCUGUGGCUGGAUCACACCAAGACCUACAAGAUGACAACACUGUUGGUAAACUGCCUGACGUUUGUGAGCAUGGUGAUCUUCACCUUCACACUGGACCUGAACAUCUACGUGAUCUUCUUCACGGGAGGCCUGCUCGGCUUCUUCAUGACGGGAUAUCUGCCUGUGGGCUUCGAGUUUGGAGUGGAGAUCACCUACCCGGAGCCAGAGGGAACGUCGUCCGGACUCCUCAACACUGCGGCGCAGAUAUUUGGGAUCCUUUUCACGCUGAUUCAGGGAAAACUGACGUCAGAUUACGAAAAGCCACUGCCAGGAAAUCUCUUCCUCUGCGCGUGGAUCUUCUUGGGAGUAGUGCUCACCGGCUUCAUCAAGUCCGAACUGAAGCGACACAACGUCAACAUCGGGGUGAACGUGAAAGAUCGACGGGCGCUUCCCACAGAGUGUCCCGCAGAGAAGAAGAUCAAGCUGGAACCCUCUCUCAGCUUCGCGAGGGAAACGUCACUGUAGCCAGGACGUCCGAAUGUCCCGCAAGACCCUAUGGUGGCCUUGGAAUUCUUUCUUGUUACUUUGUCGAAGCCGGACGGACGGACGUGGACGGACGGUUGGACGGUUAGUGUGUGUCCACGCCAGCGCUGACAUUUCCUGAGUUUACUUGAAUGUAUCACUUCCCUCGGUCGUUUCAAUGGAGGACACGUGGCGAAAGUGAGGGAAGCGCCGGACUGAUAAAGUCUCGGGGCAUAUUAAGAAGAAACGUAUGGAACGCCGUUUGAGCAUUUAUUCCAUAUCGUUGAUAUCUAGCUUAAGGUUCAUGUACUAGUACGCUCUUUGUCCUCUUGAGAAAAAUAAUUCAGCGCACCGGUAGAACAAGUGUCUCUUUGAAAUAGGGCUACAACUAACAAUUAUUUUAAUAAUCGAUUAAUUUGUCAAGUAUUUGUAUGGCUUAAUCGAUGGCUCGGAUAAAAAACGUUUUAUUUUCCAUGGCUUUGUUCAAAAACAGGACAUUAUUUCAAAUCGGGAGUGCAGAAAAUGCACAAACAUAAAUUGAUAGUUCCUGGUUUGGUCUGUAACAUGUCAAAAAUCUUUGCUUUCUAUUGUAACAAAGUUACAAAUGUCUUAUUUUGAUUCAACACAAAGAAAAUCUGUCUGAUAUCAUGGAGGACUACAGAAAUCUGGGAAUAUUUACUGUUACUGUUAAACAAGGUCUCGAAAUGAUUAAUCGAUGAGCAGAAUAUUUGUCUCUUAAUUUGAUAACCGAUUAGUUGUCGAUUAAUCGAUUAAUUGUUGCACCUCUGCUUUCAAGUAAAGUUUAUUCUAUUUUUGUCUUCCACGACUGUGUGACACACUAUUAGAAGGACUUUGGCUACUAGUCGAACAAUUAUAUGUUACUAGUGAGGCGAAACUGCACACUAGUUGAUGAAUAAUACCUACAACUCCCAUGCACAUUGUGUUGCUUCAUAAUGCACAAUCCAUUUUGAGCCAAUUACUCAUUUAGUUGAUGGGAUAACUAGUAGAAUAAUCAAUUCCAAAAAUAUUCGAUAGUCCCAGUCACUGGUAGUACUUGAAGCACGCAGUUGUUAACUAGUGCACUGUUUUGCCUCACUAGUUUCCUGCUGUUGUCCUACUAGUAUGCCAAAGUUGUUCAAAGAGUGUACUAGUACAUGGACCUUAAGCUGGAUAUCAAAGGGUAUUAAAGCCAAUUGAGAAUUAAUUUGAUAUCAAAGAUUUCCAAACCGUUUGAGCAUUUAUGCGAUUACAUUUCAUAUUCAGUUUAAGAUUGUACUAGUAGGCCCAAAGUGCUACUUGUAGUGGAAAAAAACAGGACUUGUAAAACACAGUCAUUCUACUAGUGCGUUGAAUUGUCUUUUGAGUCAGGACAGAGUGGGUACUAGUACAUGGGCCUCACUCCCAACCCUCCCAGUUAACAUGGAUAUUUGACUUCUAAAGCAGCCAAUGGCAGUGAAUGUGUUAAAAUGGAUAGCAAGGAUAUGGCAUAAACGCUCAAGCGGCUUUCUGGACACUCAAAGUCAAUGUGCACAACUACACGCACAACGUUUUAUAUUUAGGUGCAUGCUGUGCGUGUGUCUGUGUGUGUGUUGUGUGUGAGUGAGUGAGAAAGAGACUGUUGGAGAGCGCCAUUUUGUGGUUGCAUAAAGUACAGCAUGAUGCCGUCAUGCAACGGUUUGUCUCAUUUCAUUUUUGCUUAUACUGUAUGCAGUUUCUUCCUUUUGUACUUUAAACAAAUUGCUGAACACAAACAACUUGAAAACCGUUUUUAUUUUUAUUAUGAAUAGUUUGAUGUCAUUUUUUUGUUAGAAAUAUGAACUUUCGAGUUUUUUUUGUACGUUGAUGUUCAGGCUUUUUUUUUUUUU
Messenger RNA from Phycodurus eques (leafy seadragon), 3578 nucleotides. It is a transcript of the gene flvcr1, whose product is annotated as FLVCR choline and heme transporter 1. Gene Ontology annotation, molecular function: heme transmembrane transporter activity; heme binding. The coding region runs from base 145 to 1716 and encodes 523 amino acids. NCBI's taxonomy places the organism in Eukaryota, Metazoa, Chordata, Actinopteri, Syngnathiformes, Syngnathidae. The transcript is spliced from 10 exons. Gene Ontology annotation, cellular component: mitochondrion; membrane. Gene Ontology annotation, biological process: erythrocyte differentiation; heme export; mitochondrial transport. The record is from RefSeq and is a predicted model, not a curated record.